AUGCCAUAUGAAGCUCUGAUUAUAGCACUUCUUUGUCUUGUCAAUGUUUUAUGGUUGGUUGAUGGGCAUGAACAAGGCAUAUACAAGGAACAAGUAAAGUUGCUGCAAGCAAACAAAGCAAAGAAUUAUAUCAAGUCAGCUCUCAAAUGUAAGUCCAAUCAAGAUGUCAAAUGGAUUCAAGUAGUCUGUGAAUUAUCUAUUCGCGGGACGAGUGGUGGAAGUAAUUCUUUAUGUUUGGUGACAUCAAAUCGUAUGGUUGGCAAGGAAUAUAAAAGACAUAUCCAUGAUGACAACAGUAUGAAGUUGAUUCCACGAUCAGUCGAGAAUGAUGAAAGUUGUCAUGAUACAUCGUCCAUCAGUCUUAUUAUGUUACUAUUAUUCAAUUGUUAUGAUCAUUUUCAAGUAAAAGUCAAUUACUCUAUUCAAAUGUUUUCCAUAAAUGGCAUAACUUCAAAGUCCGUUCUCGAUGUGGGGUGUGUUGGAUCAGAUUCUCAAAAAAUCUGGAGGUUCCUCAAAAAAAAAAGGUCUGGAGGUCGAGAUCAAAAAAAAUCUGGAGAUUGA
Molecule: messenger RNA, 561 nt
Organism: Halteromyces radiatus
Lineage: Eukaryota; Fungi; Mucoromycota; Mucoromycetes; Mucorales; Cunninghamellaceae
Exons: 8
Coding region: 1-561 (186 amino acids)
Source: RefSeq, a predicted model, not a curated record